UUUUGGUUUUUGGCAUCUUUUUGCAUGUGACCCUUAAUCGAACGGAAAUUUGUUGUUUCUGUUUUCAAAUAGUUUUCGAAUUUUGUAUCAUUGGUAUAAAGUUGGAAUCAAUGCAGUAUGUUGAAAUCCAUUUCUCAUUUUUUGAAUCCAUUUCUCAAUUUUAAUUGACAUAAAAAAUGUUGAAAAACUUUUGAAAAUUUUCUUCAUAAAAUUAUUGCAUUUAAACACAGUGUACGUCUUUACGUUCAAAAUAUCCAGAACCGUUAGUUCUCUUUUUAAGAACUCCAUCAGUUCCAUUUUUAUUACGGAAACAACUCACAUUUUACCACGAUUUUGAAUUUCUAUAAAACAAACUUGUUUUCAUUUAAACUGUUUUGCUGACCAACGUUGAUUAAGUAAAUGUUUGCUCAAAUCAAAACUAUUGUGUAACUAUUGUUUUGCUUUGACAUACUAAUCAAACUUCUUAACAUUUGUAUGCCGUAUCUGAAACGUUAACAGUAACAAGUUUAAUCUCAUAGUCUCGAUUUCCGCUUGUGUCAACAGAGAGUGUGAGCCAUCGCGAAGCCAUGUAGCACAGCGCGGAAAAGUGAUUUAAGAAGCGGAAAAGAUUGCGUUCCGCAUUGCGGAAUUUACUCACUGCUGCUGUUUGUGUUUGGGACAACUGUAAGAUAGUUUCGCAUAGCUCUCCUAUUUUCUUUUUCACCGUUUUUCCAUUUUCUCACCACAUGAAUUCUGCACUGAACGAUGCUGAACAAGACAUUGAGAAGAGUCUGCAAAAUGAAGACAAUCUUUUAUUAGACUACAGAUGUUGCUGUAAAAGUAUCAAAAUAAAGAAAGGAGCAUAUGCGGUUGCGGUGGUUUACACCUGCAUUAUUAUUUCAAAUUUAUGUAUGAGAGUAAUCAAAUCCGAGGAAGUGAAAUGGUCUUGGCAAGUAUUGUUUUUGGCCAGUGAUUCCAUAGCGGUUAUCAGUUUAUUCUACGGGAUAACGAGGCAACAUGCGGCUUUUUUGCAACCAUUCACUGUUCUCAGUAUUCUGACCGUAUCAUUUUGCCUGCUGCUUUCUUUCUUCUAUCUCUCAGCAGUGAUUGACCCAAGUUCUUACGCAGCUGAGCAGAUCGAAAUUGUUCUUGCCGAUAAGGUGCAGUAUUUUGCUGAUCUUCUGAACACGACCCCAAAAGCAGUAAUAAUAACGACUGGUGCAAUUGGAUCGCUAGUCUACGCAUGCACAUUUUUCCUUCACAGCUGGUUUAUGUUUAUUGUGGUUCGAACGGCACAGUACUUCCGUGCCAUCACUAGUAUUUGAUAAAGAAUACAACGGUAAACAUGAAUCGACCUGCUCUUCCUUCCUGUUUGCCUCCACUCUGUUUGAAAAUAUUGUCAAUUACAUACAUCACCUUAAUUUUUGUUUUUUUAUUUUAAUAUUAUGAAAUCAAAAAAAUCUAUACAGAAAUAGAACUAUCAUAAAACCUAUACUUUU
This is a messenger RNA of Caenorhabditis elegans, 1478 nucleotides long. RefSeq lists its product as uncharacterized. Bases 726 to 1304 code for a protein of 192 amino acids. NCBI's taxonomy places the organism in Eukaryota, Metazoa, Nematoda, Chromadorea, Rhabditida, Rhabditidae. The transcript has 5 exons. The record is from RefSeq and is marked reviewed.